AUGGCAAGCAGAAUUGUUAAGAAAGUUAAACGUGGUAGAAAAGAAUCUACUUCAAAAGAACAGAUACCAACUAUAGUAGUCACUCCACCCGAUAGCCGAGACAUGAAGGUCAAAGCGAAGAAAUCAGAUAACAUUAAAGAUAAUGUUAGAGAAACCGAAGCCUCGACAUCACAAGACACCAACAUAAUGGCUGAAUUCAACGUCAAUCAACUAAUAGCUGAGCUUUCGGAAAACUCUAGAGCGUCAAGAACAGAGAUAGAAACUAUACAGAGACGACUACUUCAGCAAGCAAACGAUAUAUUAAAAGUUAACGCUUUUGCUAACUCGUCUAAUAUAGAUACUCCAAAAAAUUAUACAAACAAACCUGUCUACGGUAAAAUACCUAUUGCGGUACCGAGAAAUCUGAACGGAAUAGUAAGUAGUGUGCCUAAUCCAGCUUUGGCAGAAUCUCGGAGUAAAGCGACCGUCACAGGUCACCGAGCCGAAACCCAAGAUGCACAACUCGUUCCGGAGAGGCUACAAGAGAUUCCCUCUCACGGUGCAAUGAUAAAUAGUGAACAGGGAAAUAUGCAAAGGGUCGCUAUGACGGCGGCGGAGGCGGGAAGGAGUAUUUUUUUCUACGAAACGGGUUCUGUAGCCGGCCGUUUGCCGCGCUUGGCGGCCAGUGCGCGCGCGCCUCCCACAGGUGAAUGUCUCGUACAUUUUUAUCGUAUUUUUUAG
Molecule: messenger RNA, 720 nt
Organism: Arctia plantaginis
Lineage: Eukaryota; Metazoa; Arthropoda; Insecta; Lepidoptera; Erebidae
Source: the annotation of a GenBank genome assembly